GUCGCGCUUUCUGUGAUCGUAUCGCCUCCUUGGCGAACGUUGCGGCAUCCAGGCGGAAGACCAGCGGGAGCUUUUCAGCCCGAGCACCUUCGCCGAUCUCCGCAGCGAAGCCACGAGCAGAGAUUCGACAGCUUCUACAUCACAAGAGGAGCGCGAUGUGCCUUUGCGUUUGUGGGCGGCUUCCGGGACUCGCCCGCGGCCUUGCAUUGGCGGAUUGCGCCAUCGAUUCUGGUCCUGAGGAUCAGCUUCUCCUCCGCGGCAGAUGUGCAGGAGCUGACAAGCGCUUGGUUGGCACUCGAGGAGCUCGCAAUGGUGCGCCAGGAAGCAGGCGAAGCGUGGCGGAACCACGUGCCUCCUCGUGCGGUGACGAGGUAG
Messenger RNA from Symbiodinium necroappetens, 375 nucleotides. NCBI's taxonomy places the organism in Eukaryota, Dinophyceae, Suessiales, Symbiodiniaceae. The record is from the annotation of a GenBank genome assembly.